Messenger RNA from Cheilinus undulatus (humphead wrasse), 996 nucleotides. It is a transcript of the gene cldn10e, whose product is annotated as claudin 10e. Gene Ontology annotation, cellular component: plasma membrane; bicellular tight junction. The coding region runs from base 1 to 996 and encodes 331 amino acids. The transcript has 5 exons. Gene Ontology annotation, biological process: cell adhesion; bicellular tight junction assembly. Gene Ontology annotation, molecular function: structural molecule activity. Lineage: Eukaryota; Metazoa; Chordata; Actinopteri; Labriformes; Labridae. The record is from RefSeq and is a predicted model, not a curated record.
AUGCGGAUCCGUGUGGUUCAGAUCUGGGGUUUUCUCAUGACCGUCUUGGGCUGGAUCUUUGUGGCGUGCACGAUGGCCAUGGAGGGCUGGAAGAUCACCUCCAUCGGAGGCAUGGGGGGCUCCUCCAUCAUCAAAGUGGCCUGGUACUGGUCCAGCUUGUGGCGAAGCUGUUUUACAGACUCAACUGCUGUCAGCAACUGUUACGACUUCCCCGUUCUUUGGUCUGUGGAGGGCUCCAUCCAGAUAGUGCGAGGCCUGCUGAUGGGUGCUCUCUCCCUGGGAAUGCUGGGAUUUGUGCUAAGUUUGCUGGGCAUGGAGUGCACCUACAUCGGAGGGAAAGAUAGGUCCAAAUACAAGAAGAUCUACGCUGGAGGAUGGUGCCAUAUUAUCGCCGGUUUGUCCUCCACAUGUGGCUACGCUGUUUAUGCACAGUACGUCUCAGUAGAAUACUUCAACCCUGACUUUGAUGGACUGAAGUAUGACCUUGGCACCCCUCUCUUCCUCGGCUGGGUUGGCUCAGCCUUCCACAUGGCCGGGGGUUUCUUCUAUCUGUGGUCCGUGUGCACGCCGCUCUGUGGAGGGGAAGUCACAGUCAUCACAGUCCCAGCAGAGCCGGACCCAGAACAAAACAAGUCCACCACAGCUUUGUCCACAGUGUCUGGGAUCACCUCAAAGACCAAACUGUCCUCUGUGUCUGAGCUGUCAUCCCGCUCCGAGCGCUCGGAUGUGUCCGACAUCUCCUCCAGAUCAGGACGCACCUCUAAAUCUGGACGCACGGCCAAAUCAGGUGGCUCCACGAAGACUAGAAAAAGCACUAGGCCUGCGGGGUCUACCAGCUCACGGUCAGGGUCUGGGUCAGAGUCUGGACGCUCUUCGAGAUCGAGUGUGUCGACAGGGUCGAGGAGCAGCAGCAGCAGUGGGAGCAGGACAGUGUCGUCUUUGUCAGGAAGUUCAAGGAGUGAGACAACACCAUUCAUCAAGAACGCUUAUAUUUGA